Messenger RNA from Melampsora larici-populina 98AG31, 1179 nucleotides. RefSeq lists its product as uncharacterized. The coding region runs from base 1 to 1179 and encodes 392 amino acids. The transcript has 5 exons. The record is from RefSeq and is a predicted model, not a curated record. Lineage: Eukaryota; Fungi; Basidiomycota; Pucciniomycetes; Pucciniales; Melampsoraceae.
AUGCUUGCACUUAUGGGAAACAUCAGUGAAUUUACCCUUGAAAAGGCACUAGGUGAGCUUCGAGGACGGCGAAAAACUGGAGGAUAUCAAUUAUGGAAAAGGUACAGUAAGGAGAUUGAUAACCAUCCAAUGCCACCUAAAGGAGUCAAAGGCAUUCUGGCCAAAAGGAACCGUGACCUGGGAAAGAUCUGGACUGCUCUUCCGGACGAAGUACAAGAAAUUUUUCAUCCCUCAGUCUUUUACCGUCUUUCUGGUCUUGCUCCACCUCCUAAAGAAGAUACCAACGACGAAGAUGAAGAUGAAGACACAUUUCCUCUCAAUGCCACAGAACUAGCUGAGGCUCAAGUUUUGUACGACGAGGUUGUAAAUAAAUCAAAGGUGGCAAAGGAUUUUGCGAAGGCUUCAGCUGGCAUACCUCAAGGACCCAGCUUACCCGAUUACAACCGUCAAUCACUGAAAUGUAUAGAGCGUAUUCACUCUCAGUUAGAAAACGAAUCGAACAAUAUGAAUUUUGCUUAUUAUCUCCUGGCUUGUAGCACUUAUGCUUCAAGCGAGAGUUCCAACGCGGCCCCAGGCUGGUGUCGAGAGUUCACCACACACGAAGAAAUGGGAAUAUAUGUCAAUAAGAAAAGCAACUUCGCCACGGUAUUUGGAGCACGAGCUCAAGGCCUUUCGGUUGCGGAGGUGGUAGCUCAAACUAUUGGCGGAAAUGUUAUGUCGACCAGUGAAAAGGCCCGGAAACCUGAUGCUGGUGAUAAAGUCAAGAGCAACCUUGCUCUAUUGCUACGAGCCAGUUUCAGUGCGCUUACUGGGAAAGAACAAGGCUUUCCACGUUGUCCCGACCCAGAAUCACUCUUACUCAAAACUUACAACAUCAAAGUGGUCCAAUUGCCGGGUUCAACCCUUCCAAAAGAUGUUUUGAAGCUAGGUUUUAAUGGAAUGAACAGUCGUAGGAGUCUGUGGCUGAGUGAUGUGAAGAAGAACCUAUUCAGAAUGGAAAAGGUGACACCUAACUCACAUGUGGCGGAUUUAGAAACCUUAGGUAACGAGUUGAAUGAUGAUACUGAUGUUCAAGUUAUGAUGACCCAGGAUAAUGAUCAUGAUCUUGAAGAUGAUAUGAUGGAGACUUUGGAGGAGGAGGAGUGGAAUGGCUUUGGUGAUAUUGAUGUGGACGGAUGA